AUGAUGAACAACAGCGGCUACUCCGAGGCCCCGGGCUUCGGCCUGGGCGACGAGGUGGACGACAUGCCAUCCACGGAGAAGGACCUGGCCGAGGACGCGCCGUGGAAGAAGAUCCAGCAGAACACGUUCACGCGCUGGUGCAACGAGCACCUCAAGUGCGUGGGCAAGCGCCUCACCGACCUGCAGCGCGACCUCAGCGACGGGCUGCGCCUCAUCGCGCUGCUCGAGGUGCUCAGCCAAAAGCGCAUGUACCGCAAGUUCCACCCGCGCCCCAACUUCCGCCAGAUGAAGCUGGAGAACGUGUCCGUGGCCCUCGAGUUCCUCGAGCGCGAGCACAUCAAGCUGGUGUCCAUCGGUCACAAGGCCAUCGUGGAUGGGAACCUGAAGCUGAUCCUGGGGCUCAUCUGGACCCUGAUCCUGCACUAUUCCAUCUCCAUGCCCAUGUGGGAGGACGAGGACGACGAGGAUGCCCGCAAGCAGACACCCAAGCAGCGUCUACUCGGCUGGAUCCAGAACAAGGUGCCCCAGCUGCCCAUCACCAACUUCAACCGCGACUGGCAGGACGGCAAAGCUCUGGGCGCUCUGGUGGACAACUGUGCCCCUGGCCUUUGCCCUGACUGGGAGGCCUGGGACCCCAACCAGCCUGUGGAGAACGCCCGGGAGGCCAUGCAGCAGGCGGACGACUGGCUCGGGGUGCCCCAGGUGAUUGCCCCUGAGGAGAUCGUGGACCCCAACGUGGAUGAACAUUCGGUCAUGACCUACCUAUCCCAGUUCCCCAAGGCCAAACUCAAACCUGGUGCCCCUGUUCGCUCCAAGCAACUGAACCCCAAGAAGGCCAUCGCCUACGGGCCUGGGAUCGAGCCCCAGGGUAACACUGUGCUGCAGCCUGCCCAUUUCACUGUGCAGACAGUGGAUGCUGGCAUGGGCGAAGUUCUGGUCUACAUCGAGGAUCCUGAGGGCCACACCGAGGAGGCCAAGGUGGUUCCCAACAAUGACAAGAACCGCACCUAUGCUGUCUCCUAUGUGCCCAAGGUUGCCGGCUUGCACAAGGUGACCGUGCUCUUUGCUGGUCAGAACAUCGAACGCAGCCCCUUUGAGGUGAACGUGGGCAUGGCCCUGGGAGAUGCUAACAAGGUGUCAGCCCGUGGUCCUGGCCUGGAACCCGUGGGCAAUGUGGCCAACAAACCCACGUACUUUGACAUCUACACUGCAGGGGCCGGCACUGGGGACGUUGCCGUGGUAAUCGUGGACCCGCAGGGCCGGCGGGACACCGUGGAGGUGGCUCUGGAGGACAAGGGCGACAGCACGUUCCGCUGUACAUACAGGCCUGUGAUGGAGGGACCCCACACGGUUCAUGUGGCCUUCGCUGGAGCCCCCAUCACCCGCAGUCCUUUCCCCGUCCACGUGGCAGAAGCCUGUAACCCCAAUGCCUGCCGCGCCUCUGGGCGGGGUCUGCAGCCCAAGGGUGUGCGUGUCAAAGAAGUGGCUGACUUCAAGGUGUUCACCAAGGGCGCUGGCAGUGGGGAGCUCAAGGUCACAGUCAAGGGACCUAAAGGCACAGAGGAACCAGUGAAGGUGCGGGAGGCCGGGGAUGGCGUGUUCGAGUGUGAGUACUACCCCGUGGUGCCUGGGAAGUACGUGGUGACCAUCACUUGGGGCGGCUACGCCAUUCCCCGCAGCCCCUUUGAGGUGCAGGUGAGCCCAGAGGCAGGCAUGCAGAAGGUCCGGGCCUGGGGUCCCGGUUUGGAAACUGGCCAGGUGGGCAAGUCAGCCGACUUUGUGGUGGAGGCCAUUGGCACAGAGGUGGGGACACUGGGCUUCUCCAUUGAGGGGCCUUCACAGGCCAAGAUCGAGUGUGAUGACAAGGGAGACGGCUCCUGCGAUGUGCGGUACUGGCCCACAGAGCCUGGGGAGUAUGCAGUGCACGUGAUCUGUGAUGACGAGGACAUUCGGGACUCGCCCUUCAUCGCCCACAUCCAGCCAGCUCCACCCGACUGCUUCCCAGACAAGGUGAAGGCCUUUGGGCCUGGCCUGGAGCCCACCGGCUGCAUCGUGGACAAGCCAGCAGAGUUCACCAUCGAUGCCCGGGCUGCUGGCAAGGGAGACCUGAAGCUCUACGCCCAGGACGCCGAUGGCUGCCCCAUCGACAUCAAGGUCAUCCCCAACGGCGACGGCACCUUCCGCUGCUCCUACGUGCCCACCAAGCCCAUUAAGCACACCAUCAUCGUCUCCUGGGGAGGUGUCAACGUCCCCAAGAGCCCCUUCCGGGUAAACGUGGGAGAGGGCAGCCACCCCGAGCGGGUGAAGGUGUACGGCCCCGGCGUGGAGAAGACAGGCCUCAAGGCUAAUGAGCCCACCUACUUCACAGUGGACUGCAGCGAGGCGGGGCAAGGCGAUGUGAGCAUUGGCAUCAAGUGCGCCCCCGGCGUGGUGGGCCCCGCAGAGGCUGACAUCGACUUUGACAUCAUCAAGAAUGACAACGACACCUUCACAGUCAAGUACACACCUCCAGGGGCGGGCCGCUACACCAUCAUGGUGCUGUUUGCCAACCAGGAGAUCCCCGCCAGCCCCUUCCAUAUCAAGGUGGACCCAUCCCACGAUGCCAGCAAGGUCAAGGCAGAGGGCCCUGGGCUGAACCGCACAGGUGUGGAAGUUGGGAAGCCCACUCACUUCACGGUGCUGACCAAGGGAGCCGGCAAGGCCAAGCUGGACGUGCACUUUGCCGGAGCCGCCAAGGGAGAAGCCGUGCGAGACUUUGAGAUCAUCGACAACCACGACUACUCCUACACUGUCAAGUACACGGCCGUGCAGCAGGGCAACAUGGCGGUGACAGUGACCUAUGGUGGAGACCCUGUCCCCAAGAGCCCCUUCGUGGUGAACGUGGCACCGCCGCUGGACCUCAGCAAAGUCAAGGUUCAAGGCCUCAACAGCAAAGUGGCUGUGGGGCAGGAACAGGCAUUUUCUGUGAACACACGAGGGGCUGGCGGUCAGGGCCACCUGGACGUGCGGAUGACCUCGCCCUCCCGAAGACCCAUCCCCUGCAAGCUGGAGCCCGGCGGUGGAGCUGAGACCCAGGCAGUGCGCUACAUGCCCCCUGAGGAGGGGCCCUACAAGGUGGACAUCACCUAUGAUGGUCACCCGGUGCCUGGCAGCCCCUUCACCGUGGAGGGCGUCCUGCCCCCUGACCCCUCCAAGGUCUGUGCUUACGGCCCUGGUCUCAAGGGCGGGCUGGUAGGUACGCCAGCGCCCUUCUCCAUCGACACCAAGGGAGCGGGCACCGGUGGCCUGGGGCUGACCGUGGAGGGCCCCUGCGAGGCCAAGAUCGAGUGCCAGGACAAUGGAGAUGGCUCCUGUGCCGUCAGCUACCUGCCCACAGAGCCGGGCGAGUACACCAUCAACAUCCUGUUUGCCGAAGCACACAUCCCCGGCUCGCCCUUCAAGGCUACCAUCCGGCCCGUGUUCGACCCGAGCAAGGUGCGGGCCAGCGGGCCAGGCCUGGAGCGUGGCAAGGUUGGGGAGGCGGCCACCUUCACUGUGGACUGCUCGGAGGCGGGCGAGGCCGAGCUGACCAUCGAGAUCCUGUCGGACGCCGGCGUCAAGGCCGAGGUGCUGAUCCACAACAAUGCAGAUGGCACCUACCAUAUCACCUACAGCCCCGCCUUCCCCGGCACCUACACCAUUACCAUCAAGUACGGCGGGCACCCCGUACCCAAGUUCCCCACCCGCGUCCACGUGCAGCCCGCAGUCGACACCAGUGGGGUCAAGGUCUCAGGGCCUGGUGUGGAGCCGCACGGUGUCCUGCGUGAAGUGACCACCGAGUUCACUGUGGACGCGAGAUCCCUGACAGCCACGGGUGGGAGCCACGUGACGGCACGCGUGCUCAACCCCUCGGGCGCUAAGACAGACACCUACGUGACCGACAACGGGGACGGCACCUACCGCGUGCAGUACACGGCCUACGAAGAGGGAGUGCACUUGGUGGAGGUACUGUACGACGACGUGGCCGUGCCCAAGAGCCCCUUCCGCGUUGGCGUGACUGAGGGCUGUGACCCCACCCGUGUCCGGGCCUUUGGGCCGGGGCUGGAGGGGGGCUUGGUCAACAAGGCUAACCGCUUCACAGUGGAAACCAGGGGAGCCGGCACCGGGGGCCUAGGCCUAGCCAUCGAGGGCCCAUCGGAAGCCAAGAUGUCGUGCAAGGACAACAAGGACGGGAGCUGCACUGUAGAGUACAUCCCCUUCACCCCCGGAGACUAUGAUGUCAACAUCACCUUCGGGGGCCGGCCCAUCCCAGGGAGUCCAUUCCGGGUGCCAGUGAAGGACGUGGUGGACCCCGGAAAGGUGAAGUGCUCGGGCCCAGGGCUGGGAGCUGGCGUCAGGGCCCGGGUACCCCAGACCUUCACAGUGGACUGCAGCCAAGCUGGCCGGGCGCCCCUGCAGGUGGCCGUGUUGGGCCCCACAGGUGUGGCUGAGCCUGUGGAGGUACGUGACAAUGGGGAUGGCACCCACACCGUCCACUACACCCCAGCCACGGACGGGCCAUACACAGUAGCCGUCAAGUACGCCGACCAGGAGGUACCACGCAGCCCCUUCAAGAUCAAGGUGCUUCCAGCCCAUGAUGCCAGCAAGGUGCGGGCCAGCGGCCCUGGCCUCAACGCCUCUGGCAUCCCGGCCAGCCUGCCCGUGGAGUUCACCAUCGAUGCCCGGGAUGCUGGGGAGGGCUUGCUCACUGUCCAGAUCCUGGACCCUGAGGGUAAGCCCAAGAAGGCCAACAUCCGAGACAACGGGGAUGGCACGUACACUGUGUCCUACCUCCCGGACAUGAGUGGCCGGUACACCAUCACCAUCAAGUAUGGCGGUGAUGAGAUCCCCUACUCGCCCUUCCGCAUCCAUGCCCUGCCCACUGGGGACGCCAGCAAGUGCCUGGUCACAGUGUCCAUUGGAGGCCACGGCCUGGGUGCCUGCCUGGGCCCCCGCAUCCAGAUUGGGGAGGAGACGGUGAUCACAGUGGACGCCAAGGCAGCAGGCAAGGGGAAGGUGACAUGCACAGUGUCCACCCCUGACGGGGCGGAGCUCGACGUGGACGUGGUCGAGAACCACGAUGGUACCUUCGACAUCUACUACACGGCGCCCGAGCCUGGCAAGUACGUCAUCACCAUUCGCUUCGGAGGCGAGCACAUCCCCAACAGCCCCUUCCAUGUGCUGGCGUGUGAGGCCAUGCCCCGCGUGGAGGAGCCCCCUGACGUGCCACAGCUGCACCGGCCCAGCGCCUACCCCACACACUGGGCCACAGAGGAGCCGGUGGUGCCUGCGGAACCCAUGGAGUCCAUGCUGAGACCCUUCAACCUGGUCAUCCCCUUCACUGUGCAGAAAGGGGAACUCACAGGGGAGGUGCGGAUGCCCUCUGGGAAGACCGCCCGGCCCAACAUUACUGACAACAAGGACGGCACCAUCACGGUGAGGUACGCGCCCACCGAGAAGGGCCUGCACCAGAUGGGGAUCAAGUAUGACGGCAACCACAUCCCCGGGAGCCCCCUGCAGUUCUACGUGGACGCCAUCAACAGCCGCCACGUCAGCGCCUACGGACCAGGCCUGAGCCAUGGCAUGGUCAACAAGCCGGCCACCUUCACCAUUGUCACCAAGGAUGCCGGGGAAGGAGGCCUGUCCCUGGCUGUGGAGGGCCCGUCCAAGGCAGAGAUCACCUGCAAGGACAACAAAGAUGGCACCUGCACCGUGUCCUACCUCCCCACGGCGCCCGGAGACUACAGCAUCAUCGUGCGCUUCGACGACAAGCACAUCCCAGGAAGCCCCUUCACGGCCAAGAUCACAGGCGAUGACUCGAUGAGGACGUCACAGCUGAACGUGGGCACCUCCACGGAUGUGUCCCUGAAGAUCACUGAGAGUGACCUGAGCCAGCUGACCGCCAGCAUCCGUGCCCCCUCGGGCAACGAGGAGCCCUGCCUGCUGAAGCGUCUGCCCAACCGGCACAUCGGCAUCUCCUUCACCCCCAAAGAAGUUGGGGAGCAUGUGGUGAGCGUGCGCAAGAGCGGCAAGCAUGUCACCAACAGCCCCUUCAAGAUCCUGGUGGGACCGUCUGAGAUCGGGGAUGCUAGCAAGGUGCGGGUCUGGGGCAAGGGCCUGUCCGAGGGACACACGUUCCAGGUGGCGGAGUUCAUCGUGGACACUCGUAAUGCAGGUUAUGGGGGCCUGGGGCUGAGUAUUGAAGGCCCUAGCAAGGUGGACAUCAACUGCGAGGACAUGGAGGAUGGCACAUGCAAAGUUACCUACUGCCCUACCGAACCCGGCACCUAUAUCAUCAACAUCAAGUUCGCCGACAAGCACGUACCUGGAAGCCCCUUCACGGUGAAGGUCACCGGCGAGGGCCGCAUGAAGGAAAGCAUCACCCGGCGCAGGCAGGCACCGUCCAUCGCCACCAUCGGCAGCACCUGCGACCUCAACCUCAAGAUCCCAGGUGAGGCCAGCUCUCAGGACAUGACCGCACAGGUGACCAGCCCAUCGGGCAAGACGGAAGCCGCCGAGAUUGUGGAGGGGGAGGACAGCGCGUACAGCGUCCGCUUCGUGCCCCAGGAGAUGGGGCCCCACACGGUCACGGUCAAGUACCGCGGCCAGCAUGUGCCAGGCAGCCCCUUUCAGUUCACUGUGGGGCCACUGGGUGAAGGCGGUGCCCACAAGGUGCGAGCUGGAGGCACAGGGCUGGAGCGAGGGGUGGCUGGCGUGCCAGCCGAGUUCAGCAUCUGGACUCGAGAAGCAGGUGCCGGGGGCCUAUCGAUCGCCGUGGAGGGUCCUAGCAAGGCGGAGAUCGCAUUUGAGGACCGCAAGGACGGCUCGUGUGGGGUCUCCUAUGUCGUCCAGGAGCCAGGUGACUAUGAGGUCUCCAUCAAGUUCAAUGACGAGCACAUCCCAGACAGCCCUUUCGUGGUACCCGUGGCCUCCCUCUCAGAUGAUGCUCGCCGUCUCACUGUCACCAGCCUCCAGGAGACCGGGCUCAAGGUGAACCAGCCGGCGUCCUUUGCGGUGCAGCUGAACGGCGCACGGGGCGUGAUUGACGCUAGGGUGCACACGCCCUCAGGUGCCGUGGAGGAGUGCUACGUCUCCGAACUGGACAGUGACAAGCACACCAUCCGUUUCAUCCCCCAUGAGAAUGGCGUCCACUCCAUCGACGUCAAGUUCAACGGUGCCCACAUCCCUGGCAGUCCCUUCAAGAUCCGAGUUGGGGAGCAGAGCCAGGCUGGGGACCCAGGCUUGGUGUCGGCCUAUGGUCCUGGGCUCGAGGGAGGCACUACAGGUGUGUCAUCAGAGUUCAUCGUCAACACCCUGAAUGCGGGCUCAGGGGCCUUGUCUGUCACCAUUGAUGGCCCCUCCAAGGUGCAGCUGGACUGUCGGGAGUGUCCUGAGGGUCACGUGGUCACUUACACUCCCAUGGCUCCUGGCAACUACCUCAUUGCCAUCAAGUAUGGUGGCCCCCAGCACAUCGUGGGCAGCCCCUUCAAGGCUAAAGUCACAGGUCCCCGGCUGUCUGGAGGCCACAGCCUUCACGAAACAUCCACAGUUCUGGUGGAGACUGUGACUAAGUCGUCCUCAAGCCGGGGUUCCAGCUACAGCUCCAUCCCCAAGUUCUCCUCAGAUGCCAGCAAGGUGGUGACGCGGGGCCCCGGGCUGUCCCAGGCCUUUGUGGGCCAGAAGAACUCCUUCACCGUGGACUGCAGCAAAGCAGGCAGGCAGCGGGCGGAGCGGGGGAGAGGGGGCCAUCUCCCAGGGUGGGCAAGCACCAACAUGAUGAUGGUGGGCGUGCACGGGCCCAAGACCCCCUGUGAGGAGGUGUAUGUGAAGCACAUGGGGAACCGGGUGUACAACGUCACCUACACCGUCAAGGAGAAAGGGGACUACAUCCUCAUCGUCAAGUGGGGCGACGAAAGUGUCCCCGGAAGCCCCUUCAAAGUCAAUGUGCCCUGA
Rangifer tarandus platyrhynchus (Svalbard reindeer) is the source of this 7971-nucleotide messenger RNA. Lineage: Eukaryota; Metazoa; Chordata; Mammalia; Artiodactyla; Cervidae. The record is from the annotation of a GenBank genome assembly.